This is a messenger RNA of Elephantulus edwardii (Cape elephant shrew), 938 nucleotides long. It is a transcript of the gene TMX2, whose product is annotated as thioredoxin-related transmembrane protein 2. The transcript is spliced from 8 exons. Gene Ontology annotation, biological process: brain development. The record is from RefSeq and is a predicted model, not a curated record. The coding region runs from base 48 to 938 and encodes 296 amino acids. Lineage: Eukaryota; Metazoa; Chordata; Mammalia; Macroscelidea; Macroscelididae. Gene Ontology annotation, molecular function: disulfide oxidoreductase activity. Gene Ontology annotation, cellular component: membrane-bounded organelle.
CGCCGGAGAGACCGCCGUGAGCUGCUGUUGCCCCGAGUGGCGAAAAGAUGGCGGUCCUGGCCCCUUUGAUUGCACUGCUGUACUCCGUGCCUCGGAUGUCACGAUGGUUGGCCCAACCUUACUACCUCCUGUCAGCCCUUCUCUCUGCCUCUUUCUUACUCGUGAGAAAGCUGCCGCCGCUCUGCAACGGUCUUCCCACGCAACGCGAAGACGGCAAUUCCUGUGACUUUGACUGGAGGGAAAUCGAGAUCCUGAUGUUUCUCAGUGCCAUAGUGAUGAUGAAGAACCGUAGAGCCAUUACGGUGGAGCAACACAUAGGCAACAUCUUCAUGUUCAGCAAAGUGGCCAACGUGCUUCUUUUCUUCCGCCUGGAUAUUCGCAUGGGUCUGCUUUACAUCACGCUCUGCAUAGUGUUCUUGAUGACGUGCAAACCACCCUUGUACAUGGGCCCUGAGUACAUCAAGUACUUCAACGAUAAAACCAUUGAUGAGGAGCUGGAGCGCGAUAAGAGGGUCACUUGGAUUGUGGAAUUCUUUGCCAAUUGGUCGAAUGACUGCCAAUCAUUUGCUCCUAUCUAUGCUGACCUCUCCCUCAAGUACAACUGUAAGGGGCUAAAUUUCGGGAAGGUGGAUGUUGGCCGAUAUACUGAUGUUAGUGUACGGUACAAGGUGAACACUUCACCCCUCACCAAGCAGCUCCCCACCCUGAUCCUGUUCCAAGGUGGCAAGGAGGUCAUGCGGCGGCCACAGAUUGACAAGAAAGGACGAGCUGUCUCUUGGACUUUCUCUGAGGAAAACGUAAUCCGAGAAUUCAGCUUGAAUGAGUUGUACCAGCGGGCCAAGAAACUGUCAAAGACGAGAGACCGUAUCCCUGAGAAGCAGCCUGAGGCCCCAGCUCCCACCACAGUGCCUGAUGGGGAAAGCAAGAAGGACAAAUAG